AUGGAGCACAAAAUCUCUAUCGCAUCAUACCCAUUCAACAAGGCAAACGCAGAUGUCAUACUACGGUCAUCCGACAACGUUGACUUUCACGUCCAUCAAGUAAUUCUUGGUCUGGCAUCUGAUUUUAUGGAGGACAUGUUCUCACUUCCUCAAUCAUUGACAUCAAACAAAGAUCUACCAGUUGUCGAGGUCACGGAGGAGAGCGAGACCUUAGACCAUCUGCUAAGAUUGAUCUAUCCCACUCAAGAUCCUGUUCUGGAGGACAUUAUGGCUGUUGGUCGUGUUUUGAAGGCCGCAAUCAAAUACCAGAUGGAUAUUGUUACGGCACGGCUCAGAGGAGUACUCACAGUGUACGUGGAUCCCCUACGUCUUUACACCAUUGCAUGUGGCACCUAUCUCGAGCAGGAGGCGAAGAGUGCAGUCCUUGAAUGGUGCGAUUCGUCUGACCUCAAUUUGGAAAGUUACGUUCCCGAGAUGGACGAGAUUUCUGCCGGAGCAUAUUAUCGAGCUCUUCAAUUCUAUUCCAUGUUCAAGGGCGAACAGAUGAUCCCCGACUCUUUUACAUUCUGCAUUCCUAACACCGGUUCUUCAGUAAAUUCUCCUGCACACACAGGGUCUUUUCCAGCAGCAGAGUCCGUGACCAUACCAUCUCCCUUCGACAAGCCAUCUGUGGACUCCAAUGUCAUCAUUCGUUCUGCAUCAGAUCAAGUGGACUUGUAUGUUAACCAAGCAAUUCUGACUCUCGCCUCCGAAAAACUAGCAAACAUGGUGCAGAGCAGCGACCAAUGCGAAGGUGGUCACCGCAUCAUACUACUUCCUGAGAGCGGUCGAGUACUAGUACCCCUUUUCUCAUUCAUUUAUCCCAUUUCCUUCCCACAUUUCGAAGAGCGCGGACUGUUGAUAGCCGUACUCAAAGCAGCUGUCAAAUACGAGUUGGGAAGAGCGCUCGAAAUCGUAAGGAGCAGAUGGAGGCAUGAUAUUCAGAUCUACCCUUUGCAAUCUUACUUCUUCGCCAUGCAGAACGGCUGGGACGAGGAUGCGCGGGUUGCUGCAAAGUUUGCUGCAAUACUCCCAUUGGACGAAUAUAUUCCGCAGAUGGAGACCGUCGACGCGGGAGUGUACAGGCGAUUUCUUCAAUAUCGCAAGAGAUGGCGCUCGAUAAUAAGUGCCGCUACUCAAGUCGCGUUUUACAACAUCUAUGAACCUCCUGAGAGCAAUUAUGACGUGUUCUGGAGCGAGCAAGCAGUUCUACCAAGUUCUCGCUUAGAGCGUCAAAUCCAUGUGGCAUGGGCACACUGGGCUGGCGCAAUGUUGCCACGGGCAACGACGGCGUCCUUGACUAACGUGCCGGGGACCGCCGUGACUGGGUCCCAAGACACUUGGAUGCAAUUGACAUCCCUCAUCAAUUCAUGCUCCUACAACAUGAUCAAACCGUCAGUAUCUGAUGUUCUUAGAAAAUGUGAAGAGUGCGUAGAAGAGAUACACAGGCUCUCGUUGUCUGAUGAACUUAAUCUCGAAGUUUGA
Molecule: messenger RNA, 1524 nt
Organism: Fibroporia radiculosa
Lineage: Eukaryota; Fungi; Basidiomycota; Agaricomycetes; Polyporales; Fibroporiaceae
Exons: 2
Coding region: 1-1524 (507 amino acids)
Molecular function (GO): protein binding
Source: RefSeq, a predicted model, not a curated record